GUGUGUUAAUAUAUUAUACACAUGCGCAGAAUGUAUUCUAAGGAAUACACGGUAUUUAAAGAGAUGAAUUAUUUUUUUAAAGAGCGUCAGUUCUUUAAGCUUAAUUAAUGGUGACAAAUAUCGGGAGCAAAUGGAGGAAGAAAAAUAUGAUGUGAAGGAAUGUUGCAAAGCUUGUUGUUUAGCUUCAUGUGGAUGCCUGAUUACCGUUAUAGCCAUCGGAUUAGGUGCCCUCGGAAUAGCCAAGAUUGUUAUGGGUGCUAUUCAUUUGCAUGACUGUACCAUUGAAGAUUUGAUUCCUAUUUGGCUGAUUGUAAGUGGAUGUGCUCCAGUUUUGUUCAGUUGUUUCCGUGGACAAAACAACGCUGCUGGCGAAAAUAGCUUUGACCUUGCCGGGGCAAUCUGUGGGGCAAUAGCUUUCCUCUUCAAUCUGGCUUGGCUUAUAUGUGGCAGCGUUUGGGUAUAUCCCAACUUUGGUACGAUAAUUGCAGACGACUUCAUGCCAUGUACUCCAAAAGUCACGUCAAAUUGUACACAAGGGAACUGUGACAAGAGCCUAAUAACGUUUGCCUUUGCGAUGGUUACGGUUGACUGGGUAUUAAUGUGCAUCUUGAUCAUUAAUCUUGGUUUAUACAUUGUCAAUAAAUUCAUGUAGGACUUAGAAACACAGCUGCACUUUAAUAGUCUAAUUAGACAUGCAUUCAGUGUAAAAAAUAAAAUCA
Molecule: messenger RNA, 719 nt
Organism: Ruditapes philippinarum (Manila clam)
Lineage: Eukaryota; Metazoa; Mollusca; Bivalvia; Venerida; Veneridae
Exons: 4
Coding region: 131-652 (173 amino acids)
Source: RefSeq, a predicted model, not a curated record